Messenger RNA from Octopus sinensis (East Asian common octopus), 1051 nucleotides. RefSeq names its product transmembrane protein 147. Bases 64 to 735 code for a protein of 223 amino acids. The record is from RefSeq and is a predicted model, not a curated record. The transcript has 6 exons. Lineage: Eukaryota; Metazoa; Mollusca; Cephalopoda; Octopoda; Octopodidae.
UUUUUUUCCCUUUUACACCGUUUCGUUGCUUGAUUAAGAAAGUAUUUCUGUUGGCUUCCAAUUAUGACUUUAUUUCACUUCGGGAACUGUGUCGCAUUGGCAUACGUGCCUUAUGUAAUAGUGUACAGAUGUUCUGGAAUGGCUGAAUACAGUGCCUUCUGGAAAUGUGUCCAAGCUGGGACUGCAUACCUUUUCACUCAACUAUGUAAGAUGUUGGUGUUAGCAACCUUCUUUCCAGCUACAGAAUUUAGUUCUGAUUCUUUGGAUGUUGUAGGGGAAACACUGAAAUGCUUUGUUGAUCUUGCUGACCUUGUAGGUCUUUAUCUUCUAAUGAACUCCAUUCCAGCUAAAGGCCAGCUUAAGUUUCUUAUUGCUGGUAUGGGUUGGGCUACAGCUGAACUUAUUAUGACCAGGUUUAUUCCACUUUGGGUUGGAGCAAGAGGUAUUGAGUUUGACUGGAAGUUUAUCCAAAUGAGUUUUGACUCAAAUGUCAGUUUGAUCCAACACAUCUCAACAGCUCUUUUGGUAUGGCUAUGGACACGUAGUGAUCUCCGCAAGUCUCUCUUCCCAGUUGUUUUAAUUCUUCUGUUGCUCAGUUCUUUCAGACCACUCAUUGUAGAGAUUCUCAUCCAUGCUGGCCACUUGGGAUCCUGGACCUUAUUAUUCUGCAAAGGACUGUUCACUCUAAGUAUCGGCACAAUUGCAAUGCAGAUGUUCUUGGGGAUGUCACGUUAAAACAUCUUGCUUCGAUUGUUUCACCUAGAUUCAAUUGUUUAAUAUUUCUCAUAUGAUUAUCUAUGCAGACUUGAAAUACUUCAGGAGUGAAUGCCAUAUUUAUAUCAAGAGAAAGCCACAAGGCAGCAUCACUGGCGUAUUUCUAAGUUGUUGAACUAUUUUCUUCAUCAAUGAAAUAUUUCAUUUUGUAUGGAAAAAAAAGAGUUUUAUUGAGGAAACAAGAAGGGCAGUAAAUGCAAUAAUAAUUUAUUAUUGUCUUUUAUUAAGUUUUUGCAGUAUUUAACGAAUUACAGUUUUUGUUACAACACAGCUGCAA